AGACGGUGCGUAAAAGGUGUUGGUGUGCGUCAUGUGCUUCUUGUUCCCGUUUUAACACAAAUGCCCCAUCCCGUCUUCCCUUUUUCUGCCACAGCAGCACGUUGCCCUGCACGGCCGGUACCCGCCUCUGCUCCUUUAAGGCAAUGAGGAAUAAAGGCGCGCGCAGGGGCAGGGAAGAGGGCUACUCCGCGCACUGCUCAGAGCGUGUCUUCAGCGAUUAGAAAGCGGCGGCGGAGGGAAGAUGCGCUUGCUCGCCUCUUGCUGGACGCACGGAGGCAGCGACGAAGAUGAUCUGACUGUGGAGUUCCAAAAACAAAAGCUGUUUUCCAUUCCUAUCCGCGCGCCUUAUCAGUUUCCUUUGCUUCUUUGCCAUUUAAGUUUUCUUUUUUAAUUAAGGAUGUUCCACCUGCGAGUCUUGCCUUUUUCAAAUCGGGGCUGGUGACACUCAGAAAGCUUUAGUUAGGCACAUUUUUUCUUCCUGGAGCCGCUCGCAUCGCCAGCUCUGACUCAGCAGCACCGCACACACCUGGGCUUCACCCCUUCCCUUCAGCAUCCCCUCUGAAUAGCGGGGACAAGCAAGACGCGCAGUGGAGGAGACUCAAUACGUUUUUUCCCCAAGACAAUCCAAGGAUCGUUUAUGCUACGAGCGCGCUAAGAGGAAAGAGCGCCGUAAAAAGUAGUGAGGAGAUAUUCAAAGUAGAGACUUUGGGACCGGUUUGCUUGAAGACUGUGGCAAAUGUUUAACCUUAGCCCAAGCGCCCAUACGAGAAACCCAGGGAGGCAGCGGUCGGAGGAAGACGAGAAAGCAUAGCUUGGGGGGGAUUGAACGGAGCAGGGCAUGUGGAUAUUGGCUUUUAUCUUUUUCCAGAGCAUCUUGAAUGUUUUCAGUGAGGAUCUCCAUUCCAGCUUAUACUUUGUCAAUGCAUCUGUGCAAGAGGUAGUAUUUGCCAGCACAACAGGGACGUCGGUGCCCUGUCCGGCCAGUGGGGCGCCCCCUGCCUCGCUGCGCUGGUACUUGGCCACCGGAGAGGAGAUCUACGAUGUGCCGGGCAUCAGACACGUUCACCCCAACGGAACCCUGCAGAUCUUCAACUUCCUGCCAUCCAGCUUCAGCAAACUGAUCCAUGACAACACGUACUAUUGCACCGCCGAGAACCCCAGCGGCAAGAUCCGGAGCCAGGAUGUCCACAUCAAAGCUGUUUCACGAGAGCCCUACACAGUCCGAGUGGCCGACCAGAAGGCUAUGAGAGGCAGUGUUGCUGUCUUCAAGUGCAUUAUCCCAUCUUCUGUGGAGGCCUAUGUCGCUGUUGUGUCAUGGGAAAAAGACACCGUCUCACUCAGCUCAGGUCAAAGAUAUCUGAUCACAUCCACUGGAGCCUUGUACAUUGUGGAUGUCCUGCCUGAGGAUGGGCUGAACAACUACCGCUGCACCACGAGGCACCGCUACACCGGAGAGACACGGCAGAGCAACAGUGCCAGGCUCAUAGUGUCAGACCCCACCAAUGCUGAGCCAAGCAUCCUGGAUGGCUUUGACCACAGGGAGGUGAUGAUAAAUCACAGAGUGGAGCUGCCCUGUAAGGCCUCGGGCUUCCCCACACCCAAGUACCGCUGGCUCAAAGACAACAGCCCCCUGGAGCCCGACAUGCGCUUUAGGCAGACCGUCUCCGGCCUCCUCAUCGAGAACACACAGCCCAGCGAUGCAGGGACGUAUGUGUGCGAGGUGUGGAACAGCUAUGGCAACGCAGAGGUGGUGGGCCGGCUCUAUGUCAAACAGCCACUGAAGGUGGUGGUGAGUCCUCGGAAGGUGAAGGGCAGCGUGGGGGGUAAGGUGUCUCUGUCCUGCAGUGUGAGCGGCUCAGAGGAGUACGAGCUUUCCUGGUACCGGAACGGAGAGAUCAUCUAUCCCAGCAACAAUGUGCGCUUCACCGGCCUCAACCGGGAGAACCUCAUCAUGGAGGGCAUGUCCAAGAGUGAUGGAGGGGCUUACCAAUGCUUCGCCAGGAAGGCCAAGAUGUCCGCCCAGGAUUUUGUGCAAGUCAUCCUAGAGGAUGGCACCCCCAAAAUCCUGGCUUCGUUCAGCGAGAAGGUGGUGAACCCUAACGAGCCGGUUUUCCUCAUGUGUAAGGUGAAGGGCACGCCCCCGCCCCGCUGCAGCUGGAGCCUGGACGACGACCCAGUCAUCAAGGACAGCCACCAUCACCUGGGCCACUACGAGACCCACGAGGGCCACGUGCUCAGCCAGCUUAACGUGUCCCACACUCAGGUGACUGACGGGGGCGUGUACCGCUGCACCUGCGCCAACUCCGCCGGGGCCGCCUUCCACCAGGCUCGAAUAAACGUAAGAGGCCGUGCAAGUAUCCGACCAUUGAAAAACAUUACAGCCAUUGCAGGGAAAGACGCCUUCAUCCACUGUCGCGUCAUUGGUUACCCGUACUACUCCAUAAAGUGGUACAAGAACUCAGCUCUCCUCCCCUUUAACCAUCGGCAGAGAGCUUUUGAGAACAACGGGACGCUAAAGCUAACUAACGUGCAGCAAGUCGACGCCGGCGAAUACAACUGUAAGGUGAUGGUGCAGCCGAACAGGAUGGACUCUCAGAGCGUGCAUCUGAGAGUGAGAGUGCCUCCAUACAUCCAGCCCUUUGAGUUCCAGCGCUUCACCAUUGGCCAGCGUGUCUUCAUCCCCUGUGUGGUCAUGUCAGGCGACCGACCACUAGACAUCACAUGGCAGAAAGAUGGCCGCCCCAUACCGGUCAGUUUGGGUGUAACCGUGGACAACAUUGACUUCACCAGCUCGCUCCGGAUCAACAACCUGACCCCCGACCACAACGGGAACUACACCUGCAUCGCACGCAACGAGGCUGCUGUCGUAGAGCACCAGAGUCAGCUUAUAGUCAGAGUUCCUCCUCAGUUUGUGGUCCAGCCUGAAGAUCAAGAUGGCAUCUAUGGGAAAACAGUGACACUCAACUGUUCUGCAGAGGGCUACCCACCGCCCACCAUCGUCUGGGAGCACUCCAAAGGUGCAGGAGUGCCCCAGUUCCAGCCCAUCCCCCUGAACUCUGGCUCCAGGAUCCAGCUGCUGAGUAACGGCUCCCUGCUGAUCAAACACGUGCUGGAGGACGACAGCGGCUUCUACCUAUGUAAAGUCAGCAACGAUGUGGGAGCUGACGUCAGCAAGUCCAUGUACCUCACUGUCAAGAUCCCUGCCAUGAUCACGUCAUACCCCAACACCACUCUGGCCACUCAGGGCGAGGAGAAGAGGAUGAGCUGCAUCGCCCAUGGGGAGAAGCCCAUCAUGGUGCGCUGGGAGAAAGAAGAGCGCAUCAUCAACCCUGAGACCAGCCGCUACGUGGUCACCGUCAAGGAGGUGGCCGACGAGGUCGUCUCUACUCUAGUGAUCAUGCCGACUGUUCGUGAGGACUCAGGCUUCUUCUCCUGUCAUGCCAUCAACUCCUUUGGUGAAGACAGAGGCAUCAUUCAGCUGACAGUGCAAGAGCCACCAGACCCUCCAGAAGUGGAAAUCCGAGAGGUCAAAGAUCGCACCAUUGCUCUGCGCUGGACUAUGGGCUUUGAUGGCAACAGCCCCAUCACAGGAUAUGACAUUGAGUGCAAAAACAAAUCAGCCUCGUGGCUGUCAGCCCAGGUAACCAAAGACGUGUCACCACAGCUCAACCAAGCCACCAUCAUCGACCUGCACCCCUCCUCCACCUACAACAUCCGCAUGGUCGCCAAGAACAUCAUCGGCAACAGCAACCCUAGCAACGAGCUCACCAUCACCACGGACGAAGCAGCUCCUGAUGGUCCACCACAAGAUGUGACACUGGAGCCCACCUCACCACAGACCAUCAAGGUUUCCUGGAAGCCUCCACACAAACACCUCCAGAACGGGGUGAUCCGGGGCUACCAGGUGGGCUACAGAGAGUACAGUCCUGGAGGCAGUCACCAGUUCAUCAUCCUGAGUGUGGACAGUACAGGGGACACCACCGAGAGCAUCAUCCUGGACAACCUCAAGAAGUUCACCCAGUACAGUGUGGUGGUGCAAGCUGCCAACAGAGCAGGGACCGGCCCCUCAUCACAGCAGGUGGUCACCAAGACACUAGAGGAUGUCCCAUCCCGUCCCCCAGAGAAUGUCCUGGCUGUGGCUAAGUCCCCAGAGGUUAUCUCCCUGUCCUGGAUGCCUCUGCCCCGAGAGGCUUUGAACGGAAACCUGCAGGGCUACAGGGUCAUUUACUGGGCCAACCUGCCUGAUGGAGAACUGGGUGACAUCCGUAAUGUGACCACUAGCAUGCCAUCUCUGGAGCUGGAUGGUCUGGAGAAGUACACCAACUACAGCAUCCAGGUGUUGGCCUUCACUAACGCGGGUGACGGGGUGCGCAGCGAGCAGAUCUACGUGCGCACUAAAGAGGAUGUGCCCGGACCUCCCGCGGGGGUGAAAGCAGCGGCAUCCAGUAGUUCUGUAGUCUUCGUGUCCUGGCUGCCUCCGCUCAAACUCAACGGAAUCAUCAGGAAGUACAUUGUGUUCUGCUCCAACCUGCACCCCAUGGUGAUGAGUGAGUUCGAGGCAUCUCCAGAUGCGUUCUUCUACAGGAUUCCAAACCUAGCCCGGAACAGACAAUACAACAUUUGGGUGGUGGCUGUGACUGCAGCUGGACAUGGCAACAACAGCGAGAAGAUAACAGUGGAGCCUCUGGCCAAAGCUCCAGCCCGGAUCCUUACCUUCAACGGCACAGUGACCACCCCCUGGAUGAAAGACAUUGUACUGCCAUGUAAAGCCGUGGGCGACCCCCCUCCCACCAUCAAGUGGCUCAAGUUAAACACCAAUGGGACCCCCACACCUGUCCUGGUGGAUGGUCGGCGCAGUGUCCAUGGCAACGGCAGCUUCACCAUCCGGACUGUGAAAGCUGAGGAUUCUGGGAACUACAGCUGUGUGGCGAGCAACAACUGGGGCUCAGAUGAGAUCACGCUCAACCUGCAAGUUCAAGUCCCUCCUGACCAGCCACGCCUUACUGUUACCAAGACAACCACUACAUCCAUCACGCUGUCUUGGAUACCAGGGGACAACGGAGGCAGCUCCAUCAGAGGUUACAUUCUGCAGUACUCAGAGGACAACAGUGAGCAGUGGGGCAGUUUUCCCAUCAGUCCUAGCGAGCGCUCCUACCGUCUGGAGAACCUCAAGUGUGGCACCUGGUACAAAUUUACCCUGACAGCUCAGAAUGCAGUGGGACCGGGGCGCAUCAGCGAGAUCAUCGAAGCAAAGACUCAUGGGAAAGAACCCCAGUUCGCCAAAGAGCACGAGCUGUUCACCAGCAUCAACGCGAGCAGGGCGCGGCUAAACCUGGCUGGGUGGAACAAUGGCGGCUGCCCCAUCACCUCUUUUAUCCUGGAGUACAGAGCAGUGGACUCAACUGCCUGGACCACAGCCCAGCGCACUUCCCUCACCAAGAGCUAUAUUCUCUACGACCUGCAGGAGGCCACGUGGUACGAGCUGCAGAUGAAGGUCACCAACAGCGCCGGUUCUGCGGAGAAGAGGGUCACGUUUGCCACGCUCAAUGCAGACGGAAGUACCAUCCCGCCAUUGCUGAAGACUGGAGACCCUAUCUCAGACAACAUGUCGGGCAGUGGGGGUCUGAAGAUGGUGGUGACUAUCACAUCCAUCCUGGUGGUGGCCGUACUGGUCUUCAUCAUGCUCAUGGUGCUGAAGAGGAGGAGGAGGGAGCAGAGGCUCAAGAGGCUCAGAGAUGCCAAGAGCCUGGCAGAAAUGCUGAUGAGUAAAAACACCAGGACGCCCGACACGGUGAACAAGCAGCCACAGCCGCUCCGAAUGCACAUCGACAUCCCCCGAGCUCAGCUGCUCAUCGAGGAGAGAGACACCAUGGAGACAAUUGAUGACAGGUCUACGGUGCUGUUGACAGACAAUGACUUUGGGGAGACGAACAAGCAGAAGUCAUCCACAGUGACCCACACAGUGCACUACCAGUCCCUGUCCCAGGCCACCGGACCCCUGGUGGACGUGUCCGAUGCCAGGCCUGGAACCAGUGAGUCCCUCCACCACCCCACUGCCAGACGCACUGCCAAAGCUGGUCCUGCCGCCGCCCGAAGCCGCUAUGCCAGCCAGUGGACCCUGAACCGGCCCCACCCCACCAGCUCCUCUCACACCCUCACCACAGACUGGAGACUGCCCACACCCAGGGCCACCGGCUCUGUGGACAAGGAGAGCGACAGCUACAGCGUCAGCCCCUCACAAGAUACAGACCGAGCGCGGAGCAGUAUGGUGUCCACAGAGAGCGCCUCCUCCACAUACGAGGAGCUGGCCCGGGCCUAUGAACACGCCAAGAUGGAGGAACAGCUGCGCCACGCCAAGUUCACCAUCACUGAAUGCUUCAUCUCGGACACGUCGUCAGAGCAGAUGACCGCGGGGACCAAUGAGUACACGGACAGCAUGACGUCCAGCACGCCCUCCGAGUCGGGCAUCUGUCGCUUCACCGCCUCCCCGCCCAAACCUCAGGAUGUCAGCCGCGUCAUGAACAUGGCCGUGCCCAAAGCCCACAGACCUGCAGGUGAGCUGGUGCACCUCCCGCCUUACCUUCGCAUGGACUUCCUGUUGAACCGAGGCGUGCCAUUGGCCGCUCGAGGAGGGGCGGUCAGCAGCAGCAGUGGCAGCAGCAUCGGAGGAGGAGCAGGAGGAGCGGGAGCCAGCGGAGGUGCCGGUGCUACAGGGGAGAGCAGAGCCGUGGUGCCUGUGGGAGCGGCAGGAGCCAUGGGCCAGGCCUGUCUGGAGCCCCAGAGGAGCCGUACACUGAAGAGGCCCCCGCCCAUGGAGCCCACCAUGGAGGUGCCCUCCGCCAGAGAGCUGCAGCAGUGGCAGCCCGGAAGUGCCUCCACCCUACCCCACCGAGGGGAGCGAGGAGAGGCCCGGGGAGAGGUCCGGCCAGAGGGACCCCAGUCAGGAGACCUGGCCCAAGCACAGGCUGCCAAACUCAGCACCUCCCAGGAGUCUCUCCUGGACUCCAGAGGACACCUGAAACAGAGCAACAACCCCUACGCCAAGUCCUACACCCUGGUAUAACACUGGUAUAAGUCUGGCCCAGCCCUGGACUCAGCCAGCCCCUCCCCCUGAACUCUGUACAUACAGCUCUGACAUGCGUCUCACGUGGAUGCUUCACUCUUUCUUUCUCUCUUUUCUUCCUUUCUGUCGCUUUUCUCUACGGUGGCCCAGAGGGUUCACUAUGUUGAUAAUACAGAAAGUACAUGCACAAUGAUAAAGCUGCAGUUAUCUCGGAAACAUCAGCUCUUGUUUCCUGCACAGAUGUAACAAACCAAGUCUCCAAUGCUAACGCUAACAGCACACUCACGUCUGCCUAAAUGCAUCAUGUUUAUUUUCAGUGCAGUGAACCUCUCGGGCCACCGUACCUCUCUGUUGCUUUUGCACUCUUCAUUCUGUCACUCGCUCCUUGGAUUUUCACAGUUUUUAUUUUGUACUUGAGUAUUCUUUUAAAGUGAUGACAUAUGAGGAUUGCCAAAAUGAUUUAUUUAAAAAUUUCAGAAAGAGAAAAAAUGCUAUUGAAUUUAUAUCAAGGACAAUUAUAGUCAUUAUUAUUACUAUUAUUAUUAUAUAAAAGCAGAAAAUAUUCUAAAAACAGAUGGGAGAGAGGAGCUAUGUGGAGUAGUCUGCAGGGGAAUUGGUUUAUUUAUUUUGGUUUUCUUGUGGCAGUGUGAUGAAUUCUGUGAUUGGGUAACAGAGGGUCUGAAGAGCCAAUGAGGGACAAGUAUAAGAGUGACACGGACUGGAGCGCCGAUGCUGACCAAUCGUAUUGUUUUUCAACCUUCCCGGUGACUGCAUGGCGACUGAUAAAUGACAAUUAAUAGGAAUGGCUGGAAAUCCAAAAAAGAGAAUUUUUGUCACACUAUAAAGUUAUACAAUGUGAAUAUAUAUAAAGAGAUCACUUUUAUUUGUGGAUAUUAUGGGGAAAUGAUUUGAUUAAUAAAGUCCUUAGUCAUGUUUGCACAAA
This is a messenger RNA of Periophthalmus magnuspinnatus, 8006 nucleotides long. It is a transcript of the gene dscamb, whose product is annotated as Down syndrome cell adhesion molecule b. The record is from RefSeq and is a predicted model, not a curated record. Gene Ontology annotation, cellular component: plasma membrane; axon. The coding region runs from base 839 to 7063 and encodes 2074 amino acids. Gene Ontology annotation, biological process: axon guidance; homophilic cell-cell adhesion; dendrite self-avoidance. Lineage: Eukaryota; Metazoa; Chordata; Actinopteri; Gobiiformes; Gobiidae. The transcript has 33 exons. Gene Ontology annotation, molecular function: cell-cell adhesion mediator activity.